AUGGCCUUCGUUUCGACCUGUGCUGCGCUUGUCCUUGCGCUCGCCCAAACUACUUUCGCGGACGACUCUUCGAAUAACACCUGCCAGUCGUAUGGCGUGGACUACGAGAACGGUGGAAGCUACUUCCAGAACAUCAACCUGAACAACACAUUCACUGCUUUCCAGCAAUUCAGCGGAUGCACGAACGAUACAGCCCACAAUGUGAUUGUCGAUCCAAACGGUGACCAGAGCGAGUGCUCCGAAUCAAGCAUGCAGCCCAGCAACACCGACAUGCUAGUGACAUGCAGCAACUGGACCAGCAGUACGCUUUAUGACGGGGACUGGUCGCUGCUCAUCGUCAGCAACAACGGCAAUGGGACUCCAAUUGCAUACCAGCGCGAUUUCAGUCUCUCCGUUGGCCAGCCACAAGCAACAGUCUCUACCGAUGGCCCGACUGUCACGAACACCGUGUCCACCACUGUGACAACGACCUCCACCUCGACCAGCAUCGCCGCUUACACGACCACUCUUGUCGGUGGCAGCAGCAACAGCACCAGCUCCGAGACUAGCUCCUCGCCUAGCACUUCCUCCUCCUACUCUGGCUCGUCCUCGUACGACUCUUCGUCGUCUUACUACUCGACCGAUUCUGCCUCAUCAACAUACUCCGGAUCUUCGUCAUACUACUCGACCGACUCUGCCUCGUCGACGUACGCCACUUCAUCAUCUUCCUACUCGUCUUCGACCUACUACGGGAGUGAUUCCGCCUCUUCGACGUACGCCUCGAGCUCUUCAUACUCAUCGGACUCCUAUGCUUCUGGAUCAUCGACGAGUGGAUCUAGCAGCGCUUCAUUGGGAGUUUCUGUCUCAAUUCCAAUUGGCGGGACCACCACUGGCUCUGACGGCACAGCAACUGUCACAUCCUUCUCUGCUGUUACAUCGAUCCUGACCCAGAGCGGCAGCUCCUGCACCGCGAGUAGCUCUGCCCCAGCAUCUGCUUCAGCAUCGCCAACUGCCACCGCGAGCAAGUCGUGGCACUAUGCUCCUGAUCCAUUGGCCAAGAUUGUACCGUCUAUCCUUGGCACUGAGCUCGACAACUUGGUCGCUGGCCUCAUUGGCGCAGUUGAGACCGUUCUCGACGACCUGAAGCCUCGAGCCACCCAACUUCCCGCGUCUGCAAAGUUCAGGAAGGCUAUCAUUGAGGGUCGCGCCAUUGAUGAGGAGCUCAAGCGGGCUUUCGUCAAGGAGCGGGCGGCAUUCUUGCACGGUGCCGAUGCGAUCGCCAAGAGACACCCAGACUCCGAAACGUCCACUGUUUACACUGGAUCAACUACUUACACUACGUACUCCACAACCACUUACACGGAGACCGCAACGGCAUACGCGACUUCAACCAGCACCCAGCUGAACCUCCUUGGCCGGGAUGACUCCUUGGCCACCAUCACGACCGUGAUCCCCACGACGAUCAUCUCCACCGUCUGCCCUACGCAGUAA
Messenger RNA from Zasmidium cellare ATCC 36951, 1470 nucleotides. RefSeq lists its product as uncharacterized. The transcript is spliced from 2 exons. The record is from RefSeq and is a predicted model, not a curated record. The coding region runs from base 1 to 1470 and encodes 489 amino acids. Lineage: Eukaryota; Fungi; Ascomycota; Dothideomycetes; Mycosphaerellales; Mycosphaerellaceae.